Molecule: messenger RNA, 4035 nt
Organism: Mus musculus (house mouse)
Lineage: Eukaryota; Metazoa; Chordata; Mammalia; Rodentia; Muridae
Gene: Nxf1
Product: nuclear RNA export factor 1
Exons: 20
Coding region: 116-1372 (418 amino acids)
Biological process (GO): mRNA export from nucleus; mRNA transport
Cellular component (GO): nuclear envelope; nucleus; nuclear speck
Molecular function (GO): nucleic acid binding; RNA binding
Source: RefSeq, marked validated
GGAUAAAUGCGGUGGCGCCGGUCGUAGGAGAGAUUCUGUCCUGAGCGCUAAGGCUCCUUGGCGUUUGGUGGCGUCAGGUUCUGCGCCUGAGCCCGCCCCUGUACCUGCCUGUGCCAUGGCGGACGAAGGGAAGUCAUACAACGAGCAUGAUGACCGUGUUAGUUUCCCUCAAAGAAGAAAGAAAGGCCGGGGGCCUUUCCGAUGGAAGUGUGGUGAGGGGAAUCGUAGGUCUGGAAGAGGUGGUUCUGGUGUACAGUCUUCCCGAUUUGAGGAAGAUGAUGGCGAUGUAGCAAUGAAUGAUCCCCAGGAUGGCCCCCGAGUAAGAUACAAUCCCUAUACCAACCGGCCUAAUCGUCGGGGAGAUGGUUGGCAUGAUCGAGAUCGAAUUCAUAUUACUGUACGGAGAGACAGAGCUCCUGCAGAGAGAGGAGGGGCUGGCACCAGUCAAGAUGGGACCACCAAGAACUGGUUCAAGAUUACAAUUCCUUAUGGUAGAAAGUAUGACAAAACGUGGCUUCUGAGCAUGAUUCAGAGCAAAUGCAGUGUCCCCUUCAAUCCCAUCGAGUUUCACUAUGAAAAUACACGGGCCCAUUUUUUUGUGGAGGAUGCCACUACUGCUUCUGCAUUAAAGGGUGUCAACCAUAAGAUCCAGGAUCGAGAAAACAGAAGGAUAUCUAUCAUCAUCAAUGCUUCUGCUCCACCCUACACUGUACAGAAUGAACUGAAGCCCGAACAAAUAGAGCAGCUCAAGCUGAUCAUGAGCAAACGAUAUGAUGGCAACCAACAAGCACUUGACCUCAAGGGGCUCCGCUCAGACCCAGAUUUGGUGGCCCAGAACAUCGAUGUUGUUCUAAACCGCAGAAGCUGUAUGGCAGCCACCCUGCGGAUCAUUGAAGAGAACAUUCCUGAGCUAUUGUCUUUGAACUUGAGCAGCAACAGGCUAUACAAGCUGGAUGAUAUGUCUAGCAUUGUGCAGAAGGCGCCAAACCUAAAGACCCUAAAUCUCUCCGGAAACGAAUUGAAGACUGAGCGGGAAUUAGACAAGAUAAAAGGGCUGAAGCUGGAAGAGCUGUGGCUUGACAGAAACCCCAUGUGUGACAACUUCGGAGACCAGUCCAGCUAUAUCAGGUCAGUUGUAGCCUCUGUCUCCCCUCCUGGGGACAUUCACCCCUGGGAGGCUGAGCUCAUGCACCCUGACCAGUGCCCGUCUACAGGAGAACAUGCAGCCCUGAGCUGGAACCACCUGUUCUUUGGGAGGAGGAUCAUGUAUUCCUUUCUGCCUGUCUGUUGUCUCCUAGCUCUGUCCCAGAUCUCUUCUUUCUUCUCACCUGACUUCUGUUCUCUAGUUCUGGCCUUUCUCCUUCUUUCUUGAACACAGCCUUUUCUAGAAUCUCCCUACCUGUUAUUCCAGGAAGAGCACCUCCCCUUUUCUGUUCUGAUGUGGAGGUGUCUUAUAUAUGCCCUACCUGUGUGUUUGUCUUCAGCAAAAGCCUGGUGUGCUUAGGCUGUGAGAAAGUCCUUUCUUACUGGGGCUGUCUACUGAGACAGGCCUUCCUUUGUCCUUUCAUGGUCCCUCUUGCCGUUGUACCAAGAGGGACUCUUUAUUUUCAUGAUCCACUUAGCCAAGGCUGUGGCCUGGUCCUUUCUGCCCAUGCUGAUGUUGAUGCCUCUUGGAGGCUGGUACCAUGCUAUUGGUCUCUCUUGCCCAGUGCUGUGAACUGGGCCUUUCCUGGAGAAGAAAUCUGGGUUUCCCUAAGAUGUGAUCAAAGCCGGGGCCCCGCCAGCAGGCGAGGGGGAUCCCAAGGCAAGUGCUGGGCGUGGAGGCCACAGGGGCAUCUGCUACCAAGGAGACAGAGAAAUGACCCUGUCGGGCACAGCCCCUCCCUCACUCGCACACCUCACAGUCACCCUGCUUGGCCCCGAGGAUGGCUGGUUAGCCAGAGACGGGUAAGAUUCCUCAGGGAAGGAACAACCUAAGACAGGCACAGUCGCAGAGGGGCCAUCAGGAGAGAACUUGGGGGCCAACUGAGGUGGGGCACAGACCCUCACCCCCCCAACUCGGCAGAGGCCUGAAUCCUCAUGUCUUCUGAGGGAGGUUUCCUGGCCCCAUGGCUACUUUACCUCCCACGCCCAGCUUAGACCGGGACCCAGAGAGCAGACAGAGACCUGGCCAACAGCAACUGCAAAUCAUUAUAGGAUUUAUUCUUCAUUUCUACCUUGGGACCACAGGAAAAGGGCAGCUGAAGGAAAUGGCUGUUUCAGGAGGUCUUUCUUUCUGCCAUUCUUUUCUGAAUGCCUCUGCCUUCAGGUCUGUCCCUGUUGCUUUGCUUCCUCUUUGUCUCUCCAUUUCUCUCUUGUUCCUGCCCUACCUUUCUCCAUUUCUCUUUCCCUUGGUCUCUUUUCUUUCCUCCUCCUUGAGCCCUGUCUUGUUCAUCUCCUUGCCCCAACAUCCUGUGCCAUACUUGUGGUGUGUUCUGGUCUUGGCGAAGGCCAGACCUGGCAGAACUGGUGGAUACCUGGUGAGGCAGCGGAGCCCCUGGGCUCCAACCCCAUUCCCUCCUCCCGGGGCUGCACAGGUGAGUAGGUGGAAGGUAAGGGGGGCAAGGUGGGGAAGGCAGCCCUAGGCUUAAAGCCUGGGCUGAGAGUGCCCUCCUGUGGCACUCGGGAUCAGGCAGCAAGACAACAGAGCCAGCCUUCAAGGCAAUUAAGAAGGGGGUGCCCCUGGUGAGGAGGGGAAUGGGGGUUCUUGUCCCCAUGUUUAAGUUGGGGAGGAGUGGGCGAUAAGCAGGAUGGGAUGGGCUGUUCCUCGGGUUUUUGGUGUAUUUGCUCCUAGAGCAGCCCAGGAGGCAUGAUGGCUCUGAAGCGUCACUCACUUCUGUCCCGUUCUUGACAGCGCCAUUCGCGAACGAUUUCCCAAGUUAUUACGCCUGGAUGGCCAUGAGCUACCCCCUCCAAUUUCCUUUGAUGUCGAAGCCCCUACAAUGUUACCACCCUGCAAGGGAAGCUAUUUUGGAACCGAGAACCUAAAGAGUCUGGUCCUGCGCUUCUUGCAGCAGUACUAUGUAAUUUAUGACUCAGGAGACCGCCAGGGUCUCCUGUAUGCCUACCAUGAUGGCGCCUGUUGCUCGCUAAGCAUUCCUUACAACCCUCAGAAUCCUGUCCGAAAAAACUUAGCUGAAUAUGUCAAAGACAGCAGAAAUGUGAAGAAGCUUAAAGAACCCACCCAGCGGUUCCGACUCUUAAAGCAUACACGUCUUAAUGUCGUUGCCUUCCUCAAUGAGUUACCCAAAACUCAACAUGACGUUAACGCCUUCGUGGUAGAUAUAAGUGCCCAAACAAGCACAUUACUGUGUUUUUCUGUCAAUGGAGUCUUCAAGGAAGUGGAUGGGAAGUCUCGAGAUUCUUUACGUGCUUUCACAAGAACGUUCAUUGCUGUUCCUGCCAGCAAUUCAGGGCUAUGUAUUGUAAAUGAUGAAUUAUUUGUGCGGAAUGCCAGCCCUGAAGAAAUCCAAAGAGCCUUCGCCAUGUCUGCACCCACACCUUCCUCCAGUCCAGUACCCACGCUUUCCCCAGAACAGCAGGAAAUGUUGCAAGCAUUUUCUACCCAGUCUGGCAUGAACCUUGAGUGGUCUCAGAAGUGCCUUCAAGACAAUAACUGGGACUACACCAGAUCUGCUCAGGCCUUCACUCUUCUCAAGGCCAAGGGAGAGAUUCCAGAAGUAGCGUUUAUGAAAUGAUCACAAGAAAAGUCCCCUUGUAAAUAGCCCCUGGAUAAUAUUGUCUGGCUGUCAUCUGCCGUCUCCUGUCCAGCCCGAGGCCACCCUGUAACUGUGACUGAGGAGGAAGGGCUGCUUCAUCCUCCUCACCUACCUUCUGGAAGACUUAGAGAAGACUUCCGGAAGAUUGAGCCUCAUGGUGCCAGGAAGCCAAAGCUUACUUUGUAGAGCUGACACUAAACUACCCGAAGGACUUAGGUGCUCUGUGUACUUAACCCCAGGAUUCCCUUUACUUUUUAAGAUAAAGAGUGAUAUUGUA